Messenger RNA from Pocillopora meandrina, 4827 nucleotides. NCBI's taxonomy places the organism in Eukaryota, Metazoa, Cnidaria, Anthozoa, Scleractinia, Pocilloporidae. The record is from the annotation of a GenBank genome assembly.
UUGCCUACAGGAGCCACUGCUUGUAUUGAAUUGAAGAGAUUUGAAGAAGCAAUCACUUGGUGUGAUAAGGGACUAGCUGUAUCAUUUGAAGGAAUCUUUCAUUUCUAACCGUGGGUAUAAUGGAAAAAAGUUUCCAGCUCAUAUACUUUCAAGGGAGAAAAUACAAUGAAGGGUAUUAAUUAUGAUGGGAACUUGUCAGCUCAUAUACUUUAAGUGUGUGUGAUUAAAAACAUAGGAGAAGUUAUUACCUCAGGACUUAUUAAUGAAAUUACUCCUUUUAGCCAAUUUGACUUAGUUCUACUAUCCAUGCCAAUAACUGGUACAUUAGUUUAAAUAACCCUUUAAUUUCCCAGACCAAAUUUGUAAUUAUCCUUACUGUCAACCAUACAAUUCUUGUAAUGCUAGUACAGAGAAUUCAGUAUUGCAUCAACUAACUAUUUUUAAAUUGAUAUAUUUUUUUUUACUCUCAACACUUAUCUGAUUGAUAUUGUAUUGCUAUUGUAAGGAGAAAUUCUCUUUUGGUCACUCACGGGAGUUAAAGGGUUAGAAGACUAAUAUUCAUCCAGUUUAUACAUAGUACUUGGGUAGAUUAUCUCUCUAAAACAAGCCAGAACAAAAACGUCUUUAAUGUUUACAUAUCUUAUGCAGAUUUUCUGCCUUCGACCUUUUGCCUCUACUUAGGAGACUCAGAAACUUUCGUUGUGCUUUCCUAUGGACAAAUAAAAAAUUUAAAGAUAUGUAUUUAUUUUAUGUAUUUUUGUUUUUUCCACAUUUUUAACCCUUAACAUAAAAAAGAUUGUCAAAAACAAUAGGAUCUUGUCGUCAUUAAGACUUCAGUCUGUCAGUGAAGUGGGAGAUAAGUCCAUGGAGGAAAAACAUCCUAUUAGUCAUGACCACGAUAGUGCAAGUUCAGGUGAUGUCAAGAAAGUCAUAGAUCUCUAUAAUCAGGGAAAAGAAGCCAUAGAGUACCACAACCUACAUCUUAAAAUAGCUAAAGAAGUAGGAGACAAGCAUGGGGAGGGUGGUGCUUAUUGCAAUCUUGGCAAUGCUUCUCACAGUCUGGGUGAUUUCAAAAAAGCCAUAGAGAACCACAACCUAGAUCUUAAAAUAGCUAAAGAAGUAGGAGACAAGCAUGGGGAGGGUGCUGCUUCUGGAUAUCUUGGCAAUGCUUAUCACCGUCUGGGUGAUUUCAAAAAAGCCAUAGAGUACCACAACCUACAUCUUAAAAUAGCUAAAGAAGUAGGAGACAAGCAUGGGGAGGGUAACGCUUAUGGCAGUCUUGGCAAUGCUUAUCUUAGUCUGGGUGAUUUCAAAAUAGCCAUAGAGUACAACAACCUACAUCUUAAAAUUACUAAAGAAGUAGGAGACAAGCAUGGGAAGGGUGCUGCUUAUGGCAAUCUUGGCAAUGCUUAUCACCGUCUGGGUGAUUUCAAAAAAGCCAUAGAGUACCACAACCUACAUCUUAAAAUAGCUAAAGAAGUAGGAGACAAGCAUGGGGAGGGUAACGCUUAUGGCAGUCUUGGCAAUGCUUAUCUUAGUCUGGGUGAUUUCAAAAUAGCCAUAGAGUACAACAACCUACAUCUUAAAAUUGCUAAAGAAGUAGGAGACAAGCAUGGGAAGGGUGCUGCUUAUGGCAAUCUUGGCAAUGCUUAUCUUAGUCUGGGUAAUUUCAAAAAAGCCAUAGAGUACCACAACUGAGGUCCUAAAAUAGCUAAAGAAGUAGGAGACAAGCAUGGGGAGGGUGUUGCUUAUGGCAAUCUUGGCAACGCUUAUCUUAGUCUGGGUGAUUUCAAAAAAGCCAUAGAGUACCACAACCUACAUCUUAAAAUAGCUAAAGAAGUAGGAGACAAGCAUGGGGAGGGUGCUGCUUAUUGCAAUCUUGGCAAUGCUUAUGACAGUCUGGGUGAUUUCAAAAAAGCCAUAGAGUACCACAACCUGAUUCUUAAAAUCGCUAGAGAAGUAGGAGACAAGCAUGGGGAGGGUAACGCUUAUGGCAAUCUUGGCAAUGCUUAUCUUAGUCUGGGUGAUUUCAAAAUAGCCAUAGAGUACAACAACCUACAUCUUAAAAUCGCUAAAGAAGUAGGAGACAAGCAUGGGAAGGGUGCUGCUUAUGGCAAUCUUGGCAAUGCUUAUCUUAGUCUGGGUGAUUUGAAAAAAGCCAUAGAGUACCACAACCUACAUCUUAAAAUAGCUAAAGAAGUAGGAGACAAGCAUGGGGAGGGUGCUGCUUAUGGCAAUCUUGGCAAUACUUAUCGCAGUCUGGGUGAUUUGAAAAAAGCCAUAGAGUACCACAAUCUACAUCUUAAAAUAGCUAAAGAAGUAGGAGACAAGCAUGGGGAGGGUAACGCUUAUAGCAGUCUUGGCAAUGCUUAUGACCGUCUGGGUGAUUUCACAAAAGCCAUAGAGUACCACAACCUACAUCUUAAAAUAGCUAAAGAAGUAGGAGACAAGCAUGGGGAGGGUGCUGCUUAUGGAAAUCUUGGCAAUGCUUAUCACCGUCUGGGUGAUUUCAAAAAAGCCAUAGAGUACCACAACCUACAUCUUAAAAUAGCUAAAGAAGUAGGAGACAAGCAUGGGGAGGGUGUUGCUUAUGGCAAUCUUGGCAAUCCUUAUCGCAGUCUGGGUGAUUUCAAAAAAGCCAUAGAGUACCACAACCUACAUCUUAAAAUAGCUAAAGAAGUAGGAGACAAGCUUGGGGAGGGUGCUGCUUAUGGCAAUCUUGGCAAUGCUUAUCUUAGUCUGUGUGAUUUCAAAAAAGCCAUAGAGUACCACAACCUACAUCUUAAAAUAGCUAAAGAAGUAGGAGACAAGCAUGGGGAGGGUAACGCUUAUGGCAGUCUUGGCAAUUCUUAUGACCGUCUGGGUGAUUUCAAAAAAGCCAUAGAGUACCACAACCUAAUUCUUAAAAUCGCUAGAGAAGUAGGAGACAAGCAUGGGGAGGGUAACGCUUAUGGCAAUCUUGGCAAUGCUUAUCUUAGUCUGGGUGAUUUCAAAAAAGCCAUAGAGUACUACAACUUAAAUCUUAAAAAAGCUAAAGAAGUAGGAGACAAGCAUGGGGAGGGUGGUGCUUAUGGCAAUCUUGGCAAUGCUUAUCGCAGUCUGGGUGAUUUCAAAAAAGCCAUAGAGUACCACAACCUACAUCUUAAAAUAGCUAAAGAAGUAGGAGACAAGCUUGGGGAGGGUGCUGCUUAUGGCAAUCUUGGCAAUGCUUAUCUUAGUCUGGGUGAUUUCAAAAAAGCCAUAGAGUACCACAACCUACAUCUUAUAAUAGCUAAAGAAGUAGGAGACAAAUCCUCGGAGGCAAUGGCCUACAGUUCAUUAGGAUUGGUUUUUGAGUUACAAGGUAGACUGCCAAGAGCCGUUGAACAUUACCAAGCUAGCAUAAACUUAUUCAAUUCCUUGAGAGUACUUCUAAUAUCUAAAGAUGAGUGGAAAGUUAAUUUUCGAAAUCAGCAUCAAGUGGCGUAUACGGGUUUGUGGAGAGUUCUCGUAGAACAAGGUAAUGUAGAUGAAGCCUUAUUUGUUGCUGAGAAAGGACGAGCUCAAGCUCUGACCGACCUCAUGGAAUCCAGUUUUUGUGGUGGAACAAAUCACCACAAGGGAGAAGAUGAAGAUUGCGCAGUUUUAAAAAACGUUCCAUCAAACACUGUCUUUCAGGCAGUGGACAAAGCUAACGUCAAUCUUUGGGUUGUAUCCGAAGGAAAACAAGUUCACUUAAGACAAAGUAAACUCAAAGGUUUUGUUUCAGAGAAUAGUGGAUCUAGCCUGUCCUUUGAGUCGUUCAUGCUCGGUGUCUAUACACAACUUGGUGUUCGUUCUAAUGUGAGAUGCGAGAACCGAUCUCUAGAUGCUUUGAGGGAGGGCCGUUCAAAAGUGGAUGAGAAAACCAAAGAAGCCAAGGCUCGACCUCACAUCCAACAAGACGGAUGCUUGAGCACUUUGUAUGAUAUCGUUAUGAAGCCGGUGGCUGACUUGAUUGAAGGGGAUGAGCUACUCAUUAUUCCUGAUGGACCCCUGUGGAUCGCUCCUUACGCUGCAUUGAAGGAUGGUAAUUCUAAAUACCUGUGUGAAUCGUUCACAAUCCGAGUCGCUCCAUCGUUAGCAAGUCUUAGACUCAUUGCCGAUUGCCCAGAUGAUUAUCACAAAAGCAGUGGUGCGUUACUUGUAGGAGAUCCGUGGGUAUCCGAGGUUACUAACAGCGAGGGAAAGAAAGUCUUCGAGCAGCUUCAGUAUGCUAAAAAAGAAGUAGAAAUGAUCGGAAAAAUUCUGAAUAUCACGCCGAUCACUGGUAGUCAGGCCACGAAACGUGAGGUGUUGAAAAGACUUAGUUCCGUUUCCCUAGUUCACUUUGCGGCACACGGAAGUAUGGAAACUGGCGAAAUUGCUCUUACACCUGACCCAGACCGAAUAUCUACUGUGCCAACGGAGGAGGAUUACAUUUUAACAAUUGGAGAUGUGUUGAAUGCUCAACUUCGGGCCAAACUUGUUGUGCUUAGUUGCUGCCACAGCGGCCGGGGCGAGAUCAAGGCUGAAGGUGUGGUUGGCAUUGCGCGCGCUUUUAUGGGGGCUGGUGCUCGGUCUAUUGUGGUGUCCCUGUGGGCGAUUGAUGACGAGGCUACUCUUGAGUUCAUGAAAUACUUUUAUCAACAACUUGCAGGAGGUAAACCAGCAAGCGAGUCACUGAACCUGGCCAUGAAAAGCCUCAGAGAAUCAGACAAGUUCUGCGACAUCAAACACUGGGCGCCCUUUUUGCUGAUUGGAGAUGACGUCACUCUUGACUUUAAGGCAAAGGAAAGAGAAAAUUUGAAUAUGAAGUUACAUAAAUGA